UUAGUAAGGAGGAAGCCACAGGUUUCUCUUCGUGCCACACUUGGUCGUGCUGCCAACUGUGCUGAAUUGCUGUUCUAACACCCAGUGGAGGCCAGGCUAGAUUGGACCUGCCAUGCUGGGAAGCCAUCAGGAAACUUUGAUGGAAUCACCACAGACUUUCACCUACUCUUUUUACCAGAUUUCCCAGGAUUUUGCUUCCUCAAAUGCGAUGACUCAGCAGCUCCAGGAUGAAUUUGACAGCAGUGUGGAGAAUGCAGAAGCUUGGAUGAAGGCCAUCCAAGAGAGACUGAGGAUCAAUGACAACACCAAAGGACCUCGAUCUGCCCUGGAAGCCAGACUGAGAGAGACUGAGAAAAUACGUGCCCUGGAACCAGAAGGCAGCUUGAAAAUGGAUUUGAUUCUUGUGAAGGCGGAUGCUGCUCUUCGCAGCAUCAGUGAGGAGAAGAAGCGUGAGGUGCUCUCUAAACUGAAAGACAUUAAAGCCCUGUGGGAAGAGACAGCCAUAUACAUCACUCAUUGUCACAGCCGCAUUGAGUGGGUCUGGCUGCACUGGAGCGAGUACCUGAAGGCCCAGAAUGAGUUUUACACAUGGAUUCACAACAUGAGGGUCACCUUGGAGCCUGACAUUGAGUUGCAGCUUGGUUUAAAGGAGAAGCAGUGGCAGCUGAGCCACGCUCAGGUUUUGCAGAAUGAUGUCCUAAAUCAGUCAGUGCUGCUGGAAAGGCUGCUGGAGGAAGCUGCUUCGUUGUUCAGCAGGAUAGGAGACCCCAGCGUGGAUGAGGAUGCUCAGAAGAAAAUGAGAGUGGAAUAUGAAGGAAUCAGGCAAGAAGCUCAGAACAGAGUGAAACUGCUUGAAACGAUAACCAAGGAACAUGAGCAGUACAGCGCCAGUGUCAACCAGUUUCAGUCAUGGCUGAAUGGUGUCACAGAGAAAUUAAACUGCUGCAUUGGAGGAGCAACCAAGACUUCAGCAGAGGACAAGCUAAAGGCACUGAAGGAAAUUGCCAAAGACAUUAGGAGUGGUGGAAAGAAAUGGAAGCGCCUUGAAAAUCAGUGUGCAGAGGUGAUUCAGAAUACCUCUCCACUUGGAUCUGCAAGACUGAAGGAUGAACUUGAAGAGCUCAGAAAAGCCUUGGAGAAGUUGAAACUGCUGAGUAGUGAGGAGGAGGAGAGAUUGCUCAAGAUCCAACAGUCUGAAAGUGCCUAUGAGUCCCAAGCCAGACAAUUGGAAGCAGACAUCCAGCAGCUUAGGAAAGAUCUACAGAGACUAGAAAAUGACCUGGACCCUGGGGAAGGGGAAAAGACUGAAGAUGAGUUUGUAACUCUGUGGAAAAAGUGCAAUGCAACAAGAGCAGCUCUGGCUGCAGAAGAGUCAAAGAUUGAGAGGCUGAAGGCUCAGCUUAAGGAACUGCUACGGUUUUCCCAAGAUGUGCAGCCACACACUGAGAGUGUUGUCUCUGCAAUACAGCAGUAUCAAAGUGUUAGAAGCAAGACUUCUAAAAUGAGCACUGACACAGAAGCCCAGCUGUGGAGACUCAUCCAAAAUCCCCUGCAAAGUUUUGAGCAGUGGAAGCCGUCGGUCCAGAUGCUCCUGGAGACUCCAGAGCCAGAGCUGGCUCACAUUGAGGCUGCUCUAGCUGAAAGCUCACAGCUCAGAGAAAAGUUGGCGAUAUUACAGCUAAAGAAAGAUCUGCUAAACAAUGUCCUUGGUGAGGAAAAAGCAGAGUCUUUGAUUCAAGAAGUAGCUGAAGCUUCAAAGGAGAGAGAAAUUCUACACAAAAGUCUGCUGCAAAGCAAGAGCAAACUCCAGAAUUUGAUAUUGCAACAUAAGAACUUUGAUGCUGGUUUUGCACCAUUGCAGAAGAAAUUAUCUGCCAUCAAAGCCAAAUUAGAUCUGGAGAAGGAACCACAGCCUGACCUCUUGGGGAAAAAGACACAACUCCAGAGACUCCAGAUGAUCCAAGAUGACUUGGCAGAGCUUGCAAUUCACAUGGAGGAGGUAGAGAAGCUUGUUCAGUCAAAUACCACACACAGGCAUGAAAUGAACCAACUCUCAUCUGAUUCUCAGGCACUGAAGAGAUCACUGGAGAUGAUGAUACAGCAGAGUGAAGACCAUGUUCAGAAGCACUGGGCAUAUAAUGACAAACUGUCUGACCUCCAGCAGUGGAUCUCAGUAACCAGGGAGAGGAUUGACUCCUGCCAGGAUGCUGAUGGGGAGCAGAACACUGAGGGCAGGCUGGAAGACCUGGAAAGAUUGCUGGCUGAGUUUCCAGAUAAGGAGAUCCAGCUGAACCUUGUAGAAGCUCAUGGCCAGCUGGUCAUGGAGAAUUCUUCUCCAGAGGAGACUGCCCAUGUCCAGACAGAGCUGGAUCAGCUGAGGGAGUCGUGGAAAUCACUGAAGGAGAUGGCAACUGACCUCCUCAAAAAGUGGCAGUUAAGCAGACCGGUGGCUGACAAGAAGAAGAAGAAAAGAGCAUUUGUGGACAGCAGAUGGAUGUCUAGACCUGCUUUCCACCUUUUUGAUGUCGACCCCAACCAUAAGCAGGAGAAGAUGGGAGAAGGGCAAACUGCAAGCAGCCACUUGAAACUCCUACAUGACUUUGAAGAGUGGCUCCAAGGAGAAAACACCAAACUGACCAAAAUUCUUGCUGGGACUCCAUCUUCUGCAGAGGAAAUUAAGGCACACCAGAGCCAACUUGAGGAGAUGCAGUCUCAUGUGCCUCAUGGUCAGCAACUCUUUGAGGACCUCCUUCAUCUUCAUCCUGUGGUGGGAAGUUCUGAGGAUCUGGAGGAGCUGCGCUACCGAUGGAUGCUCUACAAAUCCAAGCUGAGAGAGGCCCUGAGCUCACCAAGUGCUGGAUCUUUGGAGGAAACAGACAGAUUCAGAAAGGAGCGCUCUGGAGGCCCGUGCUCGUUCCUGCAUCGCGUGCGCCGGGCCGCGCUUCCCCUGCAGCUGCUGCUGCUGCUGCUCCUGCUCCUGGCCUUCCUGCUGCCCCUGGCAGAGAGAGAGAGCCACAGCUGCACCCUGGCCAACAACUUUGCUCGCUCCUUCAAGCUGAUGCUGAGAUAUGAGGGCCCCCCUCCAACGUAACCGCUGGCACGGCACCAGGCGACGGCGGAAGGGCAGAACUCUGGUUUUAACUGCAGCUCACGUAGGUUUUUAGGGCUUCUAACACAUGCCAACGGGAUGCAUCACAUAAUGCAACUUAAGAUUAAUCACUUUAAUCAGGUAUUUGAGUAAAAUUAAUAUUUUUACAAUUUUUUUAUUAUUGUACUUAUAAUAUGUAUAUAGAGAUUGUUUACGUGUAUGUAUGUACAUAUAUAUAUAUAAAUGUAUAUCUGUGGUCAAACUAGCAACCACCAUCCACUCAUCCACUGUUUAAAGAUAAUUCUGCAAUGUUUCUGCCAUCUUUCAGCAAACAAUACUGAAGGAUGGUGUUGUUGUGGGAUUUUCUGGGUGAUUUUUAACAUCAGAUUUUGGUUUGCAACUGAAGUCAGAGAAAGUAUGAGAACAUGUGGUCAUGCACUAGAGUGUAAACUGGAGACACAGUAGAAUCAUGAGUGGUUGACAUUCAGCCCAAGGAAGAUUUGGACUUUUCUCUUUGAAAUCUUGAGCUGAUUUUUCAGUAUCUGGAUACAGGGAUUGCAGAAGCUAAUAGAAAUGUUUCUACUGACUUCAGUAGGAGUGGGAGUGGACCUCCUCUUGUUCUUAUUUUUUACAAGAUUUCUUUUCCAAUUACUGUAUUUUCCAGCCCACCUGAAUCAGGAGAGGUGGAAUACAGUGGGAAGAAAGCUAGAAAAAAAAGAAUAUAUUUUUUUAGCAUCUCUCUAUCAGGAGAACUUUUAAAAUCAGAUCAUAAUUUUCUGAACAAAUUUAUGAGCACUGAACAAAACCUUGUAUCACCAAUCUUGUGUAUAACAGAGUAGGUUUUUUGUUAGAUUUUUGUGUUUGUGGGGUUUUAUGGUUUGGUUUGUUGGGUUUUUUACUUUAUAAAGAAGCAUUUGGCAACGGAUUAUAAAGCCUGAACAGUGGGAUGCAGCCUGGCUCGGUGUCAGUAAAGCAAAACUUGGAAGUACUUUAAUAAUACCACCCUGGAAAGAAGAUUCCUAUCUAGGAUUCUUUUGUAUUAAUGGUUUAUUGAAAUUGUGUAAACUGAUUGUAUCAACGACAGUCGAGCAUAAUCUAAAUCUGUGUAAUCUAAACUCUAAAACUUUGGCAACUUGUAAUUUAUUUACCUAAACCUAUGUCUGAUUUAUCAAAUUUUUGAAUGUACAUUAUACAUUGCCUUUAAUGUAAAAGCAGUUCUCACUUCAGAGGGAUGAAGCCAUUCUUAGUGGUGUUUUACCUGACUGACUCCUGGGAGAAAAGGUAAUUUCUAAAAAUUUAUGCCAUUUCUGAGAGCUAUCCCUUAUUGUCUCAUGGUUUUAGCUACAGUAGUAAUCAUGAAAAAACUAACAUAAGAAACAGUUACUUUCCCUCUCCUGGCUUUGUUGCAGGAGAAAUUUCUCUUCUGUGUAUCAGUAUGGGGUACUUGGUGUGAUUUUCUGCAUAAGGUCUAAAAUAAUAUUGUAGCUGACAGACUGAAGGAGGAAGGCACUUAUUUAACAAAAUCAUUGAAGUUCUGUUCAAGAAGCAAAAUCGUGUAGAAUCAGGAGGCAUAACAGCAUGGAGCUCAGUUUGGGCACAGGAUUAGGAGAGCAGGCAGUGUGAAAGGAGCAGCAAAGCAUGGAGAGGAGAGGUGUCCAUCAGUUUGUAAAGCCUUAGAAAGGAGUCACAAUGAACACACAGGACAAGUGCACAGGGUCUGUAGAGAAAAAAAAAUCUCAGAAUCCUUUUGGCUCCCCUUCCCUUCAUAUUACCAGUAUGUAAUAUUACAUAUUAAACAGCUUUUCUUCCGUUUUCCAGGUUUAAAAUGUGGUGAGUAACAGGGCUUCUACGUGUUCUGAGGAGACUCUCCCACCACCAAGACUCUGUCACUGUGUUCCUAAUAAUGUUUCUGACUAUACUGGGUUUGCUAGAGUUGGAUUAAAAUGCCAGAAGUCUGCUAAAAAUGUAAAAGAGUGGAAAUUAAAGGAGAGACAGCAGGAAUGGUGCAGGUAUCACUCAAAGGGCAAGGGGAGCAUGCAGCAGGAGCUGAGCUGAUGUGGGUUAAAACCUGGCUGUCAGGAGGCAGCAGAAGAGCUCUCAGAGCAGGCAGAAGGGACUGGAAGCAGAAGGGUGAGCAGAGUCCAUGUAUGCUGAGCAGUAAGACAUUCACUUUGGGAAGUGAAGGAAGGCCUGUGAUUCCUUUCCUGAAGGAGCCAGAUGGAGAGGAGCUAUAAUUUGUCAGAGAAUGGGGCAUAUUAAUUCCUUCCUUGCAGCCAUUCUUUCUGGUGGCUCCCUCCUCCUGACAUCCUCCUGCUCUCCUGAUUAGCAGUGCAAGUGCCAUACACAUCCCUCUAAAAACUGCUGCCAGCCCUGGGGGAAGAAACCCCUGUGGCUGCCCAGCAGGGAGUUAAUCAUCACACACAUCUCCAGUCAAAUUAAAUCUUCCUUUAGAAAAGAACUGUGGGGGAAGAGGGACAGUGACAAAACCUGCUCUGUGUGGUUGUGGAUGUGUGUAGGUGUGCACACACCUUUCUGUGAUGUAGCUACAUUGCAGUUCUCUGGGUUUUGCUGAGCUGAUCCAGGUGAUGAAAGUAAAAUACCUGUGAGAAAGUAAAAAUAAUGAGGAAAAAUAAAGCUGCAAAUGGAAGUCAGUAGGGAGAUGGAAAUUUUUUUUCUAUGGAAGCACAAAAUCUCACAUCAGAUUUCUUUCUGCCAAGCCCUUCUGAUCUGGGUGAUUUGUAUGGGUUCACAAAUGCAUUUGACACCAUGGGAGUGUGUAACAGGGAGAAAAAAAUUCUGCACAGAAGAUCUUACAAGAACAACUGCAUCAUCACCUUGAUGUUUCAGUGUGGUGGCAGGUUUAAAAAAAAUAACCAAACAACUAAAUUAGAAACACACUUUUGCUUCUAGAUUUGCAAUCAGUUUAUUCUGUAAGUCCCCUGUCUGUAAUCUUGGAAAGUUUUGCUUUAAAUCUCAGUCAAUCUAUUCUCAUUAACUUAAAUAAUCUGAAUAUCUCACAGAAGUGAUGAAUAUUUCUACUUCUUUGCAAUGAAAACUAUCCAAAGCACAGGACUUUAAUGUUCAUAUCACUGAAAACAAUUUAAGUCUUCCAUAAUGUCAUUUACCUCACCUGUUCAAGGCAGGUGUGAGAUUUUUCUGGCAAAGAAAGAAAGAAGAAAAUUACAAAAGCUUGAGAUGUAAAUAUAAAAUUUAAUUUUGUUUUCAUUCUCUUGUGGGUUUUUAUUUCUGAAAAGCUUGCAAUACUGAUUCCUGGAAGUGUGUGUAAAUAUUAAUCAAGUCAGUAAUUGGAAUAAUGAGUCCAGCUUCCAGGAAACUGUACAAAGAUCAGAUUCCUCAAAACACAAAUUAAAUCCAAAGGAUUUAGUUUGUAGGGACUGGUUUCCAAACCAGUCCUUAAAGUCUUGAGCCCAGUUCCUCAUCUUUGCUCACAGAUGAUUUGGUGGUGAUAUGCUCACUUUUGUGCCUGUAAAAUCCCCAGCUCAUCCAUCUCUGACAUCCAGAUGUAACUGAGAUGUGUUGCAGCUCAGGUUCAGACUGGGGCCACUGCCUUAAGCCUUCCCUUGCCAAAGCCUGGGAUGCACAGAGCCCUGGAUGUGUCUGCAGCUGAGGACUUUCACUGUUUUGCCCCAAUGCAGUUGCAGCCGCAGUCAAAGGGUGCUAAAAGCCUCUGAAACACAUGGAGUAUGUCUGGGGUUGUGAGUGGUGUGUGCAGCUGGCCUGCACUCCCUGCAGACCCCCAGCCUGUUCACAGAGCUCUGUCCCUGCACUGUGGCACCCAGGAGCUGCUGGACCACAUUAAUGACCCUGAGGUGCAAAAUCCUGCACUCCACUGCCCAUGCAUUACAGCAAGGCAUUACCCAAAGGCACACUCCAAACCCAGCCUCUGGCAUGGAAGCAAGGCUCAUUUGUAAACUGUAAUUGAUUCUGAAGCCUGAUGCUUUCCAGAGAAUUUUCAUGGCAGCAAUACAUUCAGGUAGAAAAUUGCUAUUGUGCCCCAUGUCUAUUUUAUCAGCCCUUUCUCUCAUUCCAGCCAGCAGUUUAAGUGAUAUUAAAUAUUAUUUAUAUAUGCCCUCUCCAGAAAUCUCUAUAUAAAAAUCAUCUUCAGUUCUAAGCACAUACAUUAGAAAUGUUGUAUUCCUCUGCUAGCACUCAAUCUCCAGAGCAGUCAUGAUUUCUACCAAGUGCUACUUUAUUUGUGCUGACUGACAACUUAGAAGACUCAAAUAUUUGAGGCUGUAAAUAAAGCUACUAGACUAACUAAUUAAACCACAUAGUGAUCACUGAAUAAUUUGGACAGCUUUUAGAAUGGCUCUAUGCUUCUCCUUAAUCCUUUUGUUGGAGUAUUUGUGGACCUCGGAGAGAAGAAAUGUCUCCAAAAAUUGGCCAUUCCUAGACAGACAGAUGGUGAUCUCUGCACAUCAGAAGAAACAGUAUUUUCUCUUUAGCUGCUCUAGACCUCAGGAGUUUGCUACAUCUGAUGUCCUUUUCAAUAUUAAAUAGGGAAUGUUUUACUUUUAUGUAUGUGCAUACACAUCUCAUUAGCACUAAAGAGAUUUGAAGAGUGAAUUCAUGUACAAUAAUUAUUUUAACUUGUGUUGACACAAGAGAGUACAUUCCCUCUUUUCUUUAGGGAAAAAACCAACCAAAACUGCUGUGACAGAUUCCCAGACCAAACAAAGCCUUUUGGAAUAAGUGAAUAUUACAGACUGAAACUAAAUUAUCCACCAUAGGAAACUGGAAAAAUAUUUUUUCCUUUCAAGAAAUGAUGGUAUAAAACCCCCAAUAAACAUGUCUUCGCCAGGCAUCAUAGAUGUCUCUCAAGUCAUAGGUUAUGUACCCAGCUGGCUGUAAGAGCUGCUUUUGGAGAGUUUAGUACCCCAUGGAGAGUAUCAUUUGUCCAGAGAACCUAUACCAACUUCUUCCAGAAUUGCUGGGGGCUGUUGAGGAUGUUCUUAGCAGCUCCCAGACACUGACCUGCUCUGAGCCAUUACAAGUUUAUUGCAUUAAUUUAUCUGUCAGAGGUUGGCAACUCUCAGAAACCAGUUUAUUAAAAUACUAAAGAUAAUAUUUCUGGUGCAGGCAACAUGAUUCAUUGAGAAAUCAAUCUUGUUACUUUUACCAUACCUAAAAGAAGAUAUCUAUUGGUUAUACUGGAAUAUAAACAAGUUAGUUGUAGGUAUUGGGUAAGUGCAGGAUGUUUUAGGCACAAGGCAUUUUGACUUGUACAUGUCCAUUUAAGAAUUGUGGGAUCAUGUUGCAUUUAUUUGUUAAAUGGUAAAACAAAACAAAGAUUCAUGAAUAAAAAAACCCCACAAAACCAACAAAAGCCCAAACAAAUAAACAAACAAACAAACACCGAACAGAACACCCCCCCCACCCCCAAACAAAAAAAAAGUAGGAGGGAAUAAUCUGUCACACAAUUGGGUUUUUUAUUACCUGUUUUCUAUCCAAUUUAAAAUAUGAAUAUGUGUCUACCAGAGAGUUAUCAGUAGAUGUGGAAAAGAAGGAAUAUAUAUCAGGAAUAUACCAGUUCAAACUGUAGCCUAAGUGGCACUUCUGUUCCCUAACCUGCUUCAGCUAAUGCCAGAUUUUACCUCAUUGUACCUGUAGAGAUAAGAACCCUCCUCCUAGCAGAGUGUGGGUAAGGUGAAACUGCACAGCUCAGGGUGCAGCAUCCCAAUGGAAGCAGCUGGAAACAUUAGUUCUUCCAAAGGCAGCCUGAUAAUCUCCAUGCAAGAGGAGCUCACAGGCCUGGCACAAGGAGAGCAGUCCAGGACUGGUGACAGGCACAGGGACUUUGCCAUCCCAGGGCUCUGCCAGGCAGAAUUCUGACAGCGGCCAUCAGCACAGUUCAGUUUCAUGUCCCUGGCUGUGGAAGGAGGCUCCCCUCAGGGUGAUUCACUUGAGCUGAGAUUUGAGCACUGGAAGUGGUUUUUUCUCUUCAUUAAAUGCAGAAGAAACUGCUAAAUUAAACCCCUCAGUGACAGGUUAAUGGUAGGUGGUGGGUGCUGAUGCUCCAGAAAAAGAUACAGGAAAUGCUAUUAUAGAUGGAAAGCCACUCAUGAUGGUCUCUGCUCAAUCCUCAGGAGGCAGAAAUGUAUUGUAGAACUGAGGUGGGACUUUUUCUGUUCCUUUUCAAGUAAAUGUCAGGUUGUCUUCAGUCUUCUGGAUUUUAGGGGCAAGCCUAUUCAGUGCCUUACUGAAUGCUAGUGGCUUUCUGGUUUCAGAGCCAUUUACACCAGCCAGUUCCACAUUAUUCCAAGUUGUGUGAUAGAGGUAUUCCCCUGAACUGGUUUUGGAUCACAAACCUUUUGUUUGGGGAGUGGGGAUGGUUUGAUGUUCCUUCUUUUGGCCACUUUUUGCUAAGUCCAAGGAAGCAGAAAGACCAGCACUACCCUUUCCAGGCCAUGUUUUGUCUUUCCUUCAUUUAUGAGAGCAGAAGAGAUUUGGCUUUGCUUCCUUUCCAAAGUAAAUUAUCCCAAUAUUUUUUUCUUCUUUUCCUGUUGCAGUUCUUCCACAGCCUAGGUCAUUCCUAUCGCCUUAAGUGUUUCCAGUGGCUGUUCUUCCUCAAUACCUAGGGAAAAAAUCUGGUCCAGUUUCAAUGAGUUUAAAAUCCAAUAAUUUCUUCCCCCAUUGCAGUUCCUCCUGCAGAUGAUCUGUCUGUUUCUGCUGUCCCCUGUGUCAAACCAGCUUUCAUCACUAUCUGGGGGGACUCCAGUCCUGGCCAGCCAUUUCUUCCAAGUCUUCUGCCCACAUCUGCCCACAUCUGCCUUCAGUUUUGGCUCAGGGACUGCCCUUAAUAGUCACAUCUGCAGACAGGAGUGUGAGGCUGCCACUGAACAAACAAUUAUUAAUAAUGAAAGCCUCACUGUUAGCAUUGUUCAUAGCCUGCCCAGAGCCUUUUUCCCUUCGCCUCUCUAAGCAGGUUUUGAUGUGUAAUCCAAUUUCUGUGUGCAGAAAAUUGCCCCUCAGUCAGCACAGAGGGCUGGUGGUUCAGCUGCAGCUCUGUUACCCUCUCAUUGUCGCUGCUGGGCUAAGAGCUCCCAGGUGCUGCUCAGCCAGGCUCUGUGCCCUUGAGCUGCCACGAGUGUUCCACUGUCAUUGUUAUACACCCUAAAUAAGCCAGAACCCCCUUUUCUGACCUGGGAGGAAAGAAAAGAAAGAAAAGGAAAAUGAUUGCUUUUAACAAACUGAUUUCACAACUCAUUUAUCAAGCCCUAUAGCAAGCCAUUUAUUUGAGCUCCUUUUUGCUCCAUGAAAAGCUGUGUGUUAAAAGGGAGAAGGAGUUUGGAGAGCAGUGCCACUGCCCUCAGCAGCACUUUGCUGGGAGGCCUCCCUCUGGAACUCGGGGGUUGGAGCUGCUAUUUCUCCUGAAGUGAUUCCCACCUAAAUCAAAUUAUUUCUUUUGUCAAGUCUAAUAAGCACUGAACACCACAGACUUUGUUUCACUGCAGAUAUGAAUGAAUGCCUCUGUACGGUACUUUCUGUUGCCAUGAAAUAUAGAUAUAUAUGUAUAUAUAUGUGUGUGUGUAUAUAUAUAUAUAUUUAUGUAGGUAAUGGGGAGCAUAAUUAUUGCUCUACUUAAGGUGACAUUCCACUUCAAUGUAACUUUUAAGUGCAGCUUUUAAGAGAAACCGUGUCUUAAAGGGAAGCUGGAAGAGUUUAGAGGUACAUGUUGUAAAGAGCUUUGAUGAGAUUUAAUAAGCUUUGAGUUUGGGUUUCAGUCUUUAGGGUGAAAAGCACCCAAGAUGAUUUUUCCAUCCCAUUCCCAGAUCAAACCCUGUAAGAUUAACCUGGGGGGCAUUGCUCGAACACUGGCUGCUCCUGAAGGUGUUUGCAUGUGCUAUGUGUGUGUCUGUCCUCAAACUCCAGCCUCCAUUUUGUACACGAGCUUGACUGGAAGGCAAAAGACACACCUUUGUCUUGCUCCAAGACUCUGAUGGUAAUUUUUGCCUCAGUAAAUGUUUUCCCUUUGAUCAGUGUGACUCUUUCAACUUUUUUUCCCUUUUAGUUUGUGUUAACUGAGUGUAUCGGGUGAUUCCAGGAGGGCACUCUCCAUCUGCCCAGCCUCAGAGCUUCCCUUUCAGCAGCAGACCUUCUUCUCAUUUGUUUACUUGACUGUACUGGACCACUGUGAAGCAAUUACACAAGCAAUAAUGCAGGUGUUGCAUUUUUCUGUCAUUGCCUUUUGUGAGACAUAACUCUCCACGGACACUGAGAAGUGGUAGGAGACCCAGAAGCUGCAUUGUGGUUUAUUGGCAAUAUAACCCAUGUCCAGUGCCCCUGCAGAGGUCCUCCCUCCUCAGAGCACUGGGCUGUCUUGGGCCCAAUUGAAUUCAUAAGCCUGGAUUUUAAACAGUUGUGGAUCCCUUCACCAACACUCCAUCAAUCUUGCUUCCAUCAGUUUUUGUGCUUUUGUUUUGUUUCAAGCUAGAAGAAAGUGUAAAGAAAUGUGCUAAGACUCCCAUAUAGGGUGAGUAAAUAUCCCAUAUAUUUCACAAAAAUUAUGACAAAAUGAAGGGAUUUGCUCUCACAUUGAACAGAAUUAAUAAAAAGGUCUAACUGAUAAAUUAAAUAGUUUUUAAGAACAGCCUGGAGCAAAGUUUCUGCAAUCAAACAGUUCUCUGUUUUUAAUUUAAAAAUCAGCAAAUAUUGAGGUACAUUUUUCCACCUUCUUUUAGAAGUGACCUGAAACUAAAAUGUGAAUUCUCCUUAACAGGAGAUUUAUUGAUGUGAAUCUAAAUUUCACCAGCAUGUCCCAUGUUAGAUCACCUGCCUGUGGACACAGGGAAAACCAAAGGCUGUUCACAAGAGAAACUGAUAUUAUGAAUGGUUUUGCAAUUCUUCAGAGCUCCUAUCCACUUCCAAAUGUCAGUAAUGGGGAGGAUCCAAAACCUUCCUGUGAACCCUGUCAUUUUGCAUGUUGAAAUCCUGGCUUGAAUUCAGGUCUCCACUUCAGUUUUUGUAAAUGUUAAUAUUCAAGUAGGACAAAAACCUUAGAGGCAAUUACAGCAUGAACAUCUCUUCUAGUUUAUGUAUAGUAGCUGAUAGCAAAGUCUGCAAUAAUAAUCUGUGUUUAUACAUGUGCUGUACAGAGUAACAGUUGAGUACAAAAUACCUUUUAACUGUCACAAGAAACCAACUGGAUUGAUGUCACAUUUUGCUUGUAUGAAUAUAAUUAUUUGCCUUGCGGGGACCAGUUCCACUUUAGUCAUGUUAUUUAUGAUUUUUGAAUAAAAUUGUGAUAAAUUAGGCUCGUUUCUAAGGUAAACAAUACUGGAGCCAAGCAGCUGUCACUGGACAUGUGCAUGUUAUCACAGCUGAUAUCAAGUCCAAGUCCAACUCCUUGCUUUGCUUGGACCUUUCUUUAACCUUUCAGGCUUAUUCAGGGAAAUGUGGACCACUCUAUUUUCUUAUUAAAAAUAUGGCUUUGUGAAAAGCUGAACUUAUUUUUUAAAUCCUUUCUUUUCUGGUUCAGAAAGACUGUAACAAUCAUAUUUUUCUAAACUGCCUAUUGCUUGUGUUGGGAAAUUAUACAGAGAUAUAUAUUUUGCUCUACAGAUUUCCAUGUACUUUUGGAACUCUUUGUUUUCAUAAAUAAAUCCUCCUGUUUGCUAGAAUUAGCUCAAAAAGCUGUAAGCUUCUGUAUACUGACUCUGUGUAAUUCUAUAAAAAUGCAGCUGCAUCAAAAGACUGACUUAAUGUUUUAUGUAAAUUGUUGGAGCUAAGUCAUCCUGAGUGUUAUGCCACGCAAGAGAUGCAGAAAGAAAUCAGGUCAUUGUUUUGAAAGGCUGGACAGUGUUAUGUCACACUCCUCAAAGUCCCAGAUGAAAGCCAGGAGAGUUUCUGCUAGAAUUGGUGCCAUUUUGGGCCAUGAGUCUGCAGGUUUUUUACACUGUUUAGAACCUUAUUUGAAAAUUAGUCCCAUGAAACUUCAUGGGAAAUAUUAAAAAUAAGAGCCUGUGGUGUGUGAAUAGCUAUGAUAGAAUAAGGACCUUUUCUAAUGCAGAACAGGGCCUUUUAAGUAGUUAAGAGGCUAUGAUUUGAGUAUUUCAGGACAACUUUUUGUGUUCUUUUCUGAGCUGUGGACUCCUCCUGUGUAUUGUGGAUUUAUUCCAUAGCUGAAAUGCCAGAUUAAAUUGAUUUAAGCCCCAUGAGCAGAUGAAAAUAAUAGCAAGCUGCAGUGAAAUAUUGCAGAAAAUGGCCUGAUUUCAUUCUUCAGAGCAAUAGUUAAAGUAACUCACAGCCUUGGCUUCUCUGCACCUGUGAAGCAGAGGCCCUUGCUCUGUACCUCAGCUGUGGUAUAACAUGGAAGGAUUUCUGCUCUCUGCUUGGAAAAUACUGUCUAUUCCUCAUCCUUGUCAAAGCAUAAUAUUUCCCAAAUAAAAAAGAAAAUCUGAUUCUUCAAGACUCAUAGGGGAGUUAAGGGGCAGCUGGAACCUUCUGUGAUCCAGCCACAUUAUUCCAAAAGUUUAUCCCUCGAUGACAAAUAAAAUAUGAUGUGACUUUGCUGUUUGCAGGUAGGAUCAAGAGACUGGAAAUUCAUCACCCUAAGCCCUUGCCUGUUCUGUGAUGCUUCAGUGUUACCAAUGAAGUGUAUUGAAUUGGAUUCUAAAAUCAGAGUAUUUUAUUGCAUGUGUCCUUUUUUGAAAUGAAAAUAUCGUUGUAUUUGAUGUUGCAGUCAUAGUGCAGUAAAUAAACACAUGUGCAUUUCUUUUUAA
Messenger RNA from Melospiza melodia melodia, 13830 nucleotides. RefSeq names its product spectrin repeat containing nuclear envelope family member 3 (gene SYNE3). Lineage: Eukaryota; Metazoa; Chordata; Aves; Passeriformes; Passerellidae. The transcript has 18 exons. The coding region runs from base 113 to 3091 and encodes 992 amino acids. The record is from RefSeq and is a predicted model, not a curated record. Gene Ontology annotation, cellular component: nuclear outer membrane; meiotic nuclear membrane microtubule tethering complex; cytoplasm. Gene Ontology annotation, molecular function: actin filament binding. Gene Ontology annotation, biological process: nuclear migration.